Molecule: messenger RNA, 1320 nt
Organism: Cuscuta campestris
Lineage: Eukaryota; Viridiplantae; Streptophyta; Magnoliopsida; Solanales; Convolvulaceae
Source: the annotation of a GenBank genome assembly
CCUCUUCACAUCCUCGCCCAGUCUCUACUCUCUCUACACAGAACCCUCCUCCACCCCUGACCACCGUCUCCGGCGGAUAUCCUAUUGUACUUUUAUUUACAGAACUGUGCAUUCCAUGGAGGCCGCGGCGGCGUUGGAGGCCAUGGAAGGACCAGUCAUCACCGUCAUCACCAAGCGCAUCCGCGCCCUUCGGAAGAAGCUGAACCGUAUUUCGCAGAUGGAGGACUCUAUUUCCAACGGGAAGGCGCUGAAUAAGGAGCAGGAGGAAACCCUACGGUCGAAGCCUUCCGUCAUCGCCGGCAUUGAGGAGCUCGAGAAGCUUCGGCAACCCCUUACUGCCGCCGUUGAUGAAGAAAUCAGCCUGGCUAUCCAACGACAGCAAGUCUCCGUUUCUAAAUCGGAGGCCUCCAUUGACGCUUCCCCCAAUUGCGAGGAUAAAUCUGAUGAAUUCACGGAAAAUAAGGAAGAAAGCACGAUUGAGCAAAAUACUAAUGUUACAUAUUCUGGGGUGAGAUUGAAGCUGAAAAAGAUUUUUGACUCACAGUAUUCAACUUCAUCACCUGUUAUGAAUUUUGGGACUCACCAAGUUCAGGUUCAAGAAUCCAUUCCAUCUGUGGAUUUGCAAGUCCAUGUUGAGGGUACAGGAAUGCAGUACCAGGAGAAGGAAGAACCUUUUGUUUCUAACAACGAAAACGAAACUAAUAACGGCGAUGCUGGCGAAGAACACCAUCAGGAGGAAAAAGAUUCACCAGACUUGACUGCUGAAACUGUCUGUGUUCAUCCCCAGGAAGGAUUGGAGGAUCCAGUGGAUGUGAAAGAGCAACAUGUUCCUCGACGGCCCUAUAAUAAUUAUAAUAAUAAUAAUUAUAGGGGCAGCAGCCGUGGUGGUAGACACAGGGGGAAUUAUAAUGGUCGUGGUGGGCGUGGCAGGGAAGCCAUCACUUCCUACCAGAAUGGGGGCCAUGACCAAUACUAUGAUCAACCCGGUAACUAUAGAUCGAGGAAUUUUGAGCAUAGGGGAGGCGGCGGGAGAGGAGGAAGAGGUAAUGGCUAUUACAACAACUACAACAACAAUCACAACAACAAUAACCACCACAACAACCACCGUGCUUAUGGAGGCGGUGAAGGUGGCGGACCUGGUGGCAGGUAUAUUAGAGAUUCUUGACCUAUGCUUUUGAUGUUCAUAAAACCAUUUUGUUGCACUCAUGUCCUCUUGGAGGGUGGUGAAUGCUUACAUUGUCGCAUGAAACAUCUAUGUGGUUCUUCACCCCCCCCCUCCCCCCCACAUUGGUUAAAUGGAUAGAGCUUUUAACUGCUAUA